GAAGGUUAAUCGACUUGUCACAGAAAGGUCAUAUCUCCUUUGUACCUUGAUAAUUUUAUCUGAUGAGUUUCGUCUUUGAAGCUCGACUAAUGCCGUUCGGAAGGAUCACUGAGAAGCUAGCCACUUCUGCUCUAGACUUCCUGGGCGGCACUGAUAGCGAGUCUUUCAUAGAAUUUCAGAAAAUGCCCUUAUGGAACCGUUGCAUGUUGGCUGUCGUGAUUCCAAUAGUUUUGCAGAGACACAAGACUCAGUAUCAGGACCAACGGGGGUACCUUAGUGACAAGAAAGUAGCCUCGGACUCUAUUGAGGCAACCAAGGUCACUCAUAAUGAUCUUGAGGUUGCCCUAAGGAUAGUUAGCGCUCUGGAUGAUCUUGAAGUCACCGCAGAGCGUAUCAAAAGUACAUGGGAAGAUGAAGGGGAAAGAUGCGAUCUCGGUCUUUAUGAUGAGAUUGACACUACACACAAUAAUAAGGCUCAUCAAAGGCCUCGAGAUCAUUGUACCGAGGAUGAUAUCUGCACCGAUGGGAUGCUGCAAGAGCAUAUAGGGUCGGAUGUCUCUUGGUUGUCUUCAUGCAGUAGUGACAGUAGCACAAUAAAAGCGUAUAAUGGGCAUAGUUAUCUCAACAAAAGUAACGAAACUCGUGAAAAGGAGGAGGUUGACAUCGCCAUGUGUUUCAAUUUGGAUGGGGUAAGUAUUGGGAUGGGCAAUGCAAGCCUUUUUGGUGGUCAUGGCUACCACCCACUACAGGCAGAAAAGUAAGAACGUUAAAUUGAUAGUAAAAUGAAGAUUGUGUAUGUGUGAGUGGUUCCGAAGGGGGAUGAAGCAGGUUCAAGCAUCUUACUCUUUCUGAAAAGAGACCUACAGAAAAACACUAACUAGUCAACAGCAUUUACUUAAGCUACUGCUAUUAAUACAAGUAGUUAAAGGGAUAAAUGCUAGCCGGGUUAA
Molecule: messenger RNA, 950 nt
Organism: Phytomonas sp. EM1
Lineage: Eukaryota; Euglenozoa; Kinetoplastea; Trypanosomatida; Trypanosomatidae
Source: the annotation of a GenBank genome assembly